Cajanus cajan (pigeon pea) is the source of this 705-nucleotide messenger RNA. RefSeq names its product protein P21. NCBI's taxonomy places the organism in Eukaryota, Viridiplantae, Streptophyta, Magnoliopsida, Fabales, Fabaceae. The record is from RefSeq and is a predicted model, not a curated record.
AUGGCCGCCACGAAAAGCCUCUCCAUCUUCCUCCUCAUCGCCGUAACCUGCGUCGCCAGCAGGCAAGCGGCGAACUUCAACAUCACAAACAGAUGCAACUACACGGUGUGGGCAGCCGCCUUGCCCGGCGACGGCGUAAGGCUGAACCCUAACGAAUCAUGGAGCCUCAGCGUGGCGAACGGAACGACGGGAGGACGCAUUUGGGGCCGAACAAACUGCACCUUCAACAGCACGGGACACGACAAGUGUCUAACCGGUGAUUGCGACGGUGUGCUUGUGUGCAACAAAACGGGUACACCCCCGAACACGCUGGUGGAAUUCGCGUUGAACCAGUACAACAACCUCGACUUCUACGACAUCUCCCUCGUGGACGGUUUCAACAUUCCCGUGCAGCUGAGCCCCACCUACAACUGUAGCUCCGUCAAAUGCGCCGCCGACAUCCUGGGAGAGUGUCCGACUCAGCUGCAUGUUCCCGGCGGUUGCAACAACCCGUGCACGGUUUUCAAUACGACUCAGUAUUGUUGUACCUCCGGUGUUGUUGGAUGCGGUCCCACUGAUUAUUCAAGGUUUUUCAAGGAAGAGUGCCCAAAUGCCUACAGUUACCCUAUGGAUGAUGCAACCAGCACUUUCACGUGCAUGGGAGGAUCCGAUUAUAGGGUAGUAUUUUGCCCUUAAUUCUUCUCAUUUAUGUCUCUCUAUAUCUGC